Molecule: messenger RNA, 2323 nt
Organism: Anopheles merus
Lineage: Eukaryota; Metazoa; Arthropoda; Insecta; Diptera; Culicidae
Gene: Ns2
Product: nucleolar GTP-binding protein 2
Exons: 1
Coding region: 171-2249 (692 amino acids)
Cellular component (GO): nucleolus
Molecular function (GO): GTP binding
Source: RefSeq, a predicted model, not a curated record
GUCAAGCCGAGCCGAUCCGUCAUCGUAUUUGUACGACGAGCCGCGUGUUGCGGUGUCUGUUUUUAUUUGCGUCGUGUAAAUUGCCAACUUCUCGUUGCGGUUUUUUCGGCACCGUAGUGGUUUUCCCUCUCCUCAGUUUUUCACACCGCCCCGAAAAACUGUGAGCCAACAUGCCGAAAGUGAGCUCCCGGCCGGGGCCGCCCCGGAAGAUGUCGAUGAACAAGUCGACCCACUCGAUGAACCCGGACCGGUCCACCGAGGGCCUGAAGGGGGUGGCCAAGCCGCGUACGAAGGCCACCAUCAAGCGGCUGCAGAUGUACCGGAACUUUAAGGCGAAGCGGGACCGCCGGGGUAAGAUCGUGACGCCCGCCCCGUUCCAGGGGUGGGUCAGCAGCGGUACGGUGGCGCGCGUCGAACCGUCCCCCAAGUGGUUCGCCAACUCGCGCGUCAUCUCGCAAAAGUCGCUGCAGAAGUUCCAGGAAGAGAUGGGCAAGGCGGUGAAGGACCCGUACAAGGUGAUCAUGAAGCCGACCAACCUGCCGAUCACGCUGCUGAACGAGUCGGCCCGCUACCAGCGGGUGCAUCUGCUCGACACGGAAAGCUACGACACGACGUUCGGCAAGAAGAAGCUGCGCAAGCGGCCGACGCUGAAGGUGCGCGAUCUGGAGGACCUGACGCGCACGGCGGAAGAGUCGGCGGAGCAGUACGACGAGUCGAAGGAUCACGACAUCGAGCGGGACGACGGCGGGGUGAAGGAUGCGGUGCGGGAGUACAUUUUCGCCGCCGGCGGCAGCAAGCGCAUCUGGAACGAGCUGCACAAGGUGGUGGACUCGGCGGACGUGCUGCUGCAGGUGCUGGAUGCGCGCGACCCGAUGGGCACGCGCUCGAAGUACAUCGAGACGUUCCUGCGCAAGGAGAAACCGCACAAGCAUCUGUUCUUCGUGCUGAACAAGGUCGACCUGGUGCCGAUCUGGGUGACGCAGCGCUGGGUCGCGAUACUGAGCAAGGAGUACCCGACGAUCGCGUUCCACGCCUCGCUCACGCACCCGUUCGGCAAGGGUGCGCUGAUCAAUCUGCUGCGCCAGAUCGGCAAGCUGCACGUGGACAAGAAGCAGAUCAGCGUCGGCUUCAUCGGCUACCCGAACGUGGGCAAGUCGUCCGUCAUCAACGCGCUGCGCAGCAAGAAGGUGUGCAAGGUGGCACCGAUCGCGGGCGAAACGAAGGUGUGGCAGUACAUCACGCUGAUGAAGCGCAUCUUCCUGAUCGACUGCCCGGGCGUCGUCUACCCGACCGCGGAAACCGACACGGAGAAGGUGCUGAAGGCGGUGGUGCGGGUCGAGCUGGUCAACAACCCGGAGGACUACAUCGAGGAGGUGCUGAAGCGCAUCCGCAAGGAGUACGUGGUGAAGACGUACGGCGUGACCGAGUGGACGGACCAUAUCGAUUUCCUCGAGCAGAUUGCGCGCAAGACGGGCAAACUGCUGAAGAAGGGCGAGCCGGACGUGCAGACGGUGGCGAAGAUGAUACUGAACGAUUGGCAGCGCGGCCGGCUCCCGUUCUACGUGGCACCGGAAGGGUUCGAGGUGCCGAAAUCGUUCCACGAGCAGCAGCAGCAGCAGGAAGCCGUUGUCGACGAGGAGGCGGACGCGCUGAACCGAACACUUCAGCCGGACGAGGACCAGAAGAGCACGUACUCGGGCGUGACGGCAACGCCGACCAUCCCGGACACGGUCAAGAAGGGCCGCGAGCUGUUCCAGAUACAGGACUUCCGCAAGAUCAAGGUCAACCUGGAGUUUGAAAGCGAGGACGUGCGCGAAAUCGACAAGAUCGAUCUGGAGCUGCUGGAGAAGCUGAAGGAGGAGAAGAAGGCGGAGGCGAAGGCGAAGCGAGCGAACCGGAAGAAGGCGGCGAAGGAGGCCGGCGAGGAGGAUGAAGAUUCGUCCGGCAUUAGCGAUUUCUACUCGGAGGAUGAGUACGACGAGCAGCAGGGCAGGGUGGUGCAUCGCAGCGCCAAGGAGAAGGGCGAGCUUACGAAGAAGAAACAGAAACCGGCGGAAGAUGUCGCGCCAGCCAAGCAGCAGACUGAGGAGCAGCCGGAAACGAGCGGCAAGAAGGCGGCCAAGCUUACCUCCAAGCAGAAGCGGGCGAUCGAGCGUGCCGGCAAGCGGAAAAAGAUUGGCAGCAACUUCUACGAAACACACAACGUCAAGAACCGCAACCGGAACAAGAAGGCAAAGAUGGACGAUUGAGGUGGUUCUUACUGUUAAUGUUCUUCCCAAACUCAACCCGCGCGAUUGAUAAUAAAAGUUUAGUUUAAAGUGAA